Molecule: messenger RNA, 924 nt
Organism: Anastrepha ludens (Mexican fruit fly)
Lineage: Eukaryota; Metazoa; Arthropoda; Insecta; Diptera; Tephritidae
Exons: 3
Molecular function (GO): NADH pyrophosphatase activity; NAD binding; ADP-ribose diphosphatase activity
Source: RefSeq, a predicted model, not a curated record
CUUGCAGCCUCAUUAGACCAUUGGAACUCUAUUAAACGCCGCGCCAUUUGGUUUACAGUGCAGAAAGAGCAUGCCGACUGGGUGCCACAUUUAGCAAAGGCCGGGUUUGAUUUUCAUCAUGUCUCUACUGCCUCUUCUGCUAUUGUAAUGAUUCGUUGGUUGCCGAUCGACGAAUAUGCCAACAUACCAACCUUCUGCCACACUAUGCUCGGUGUGGGCGGUCUUGUUGUAAACGAUAAUAAUGAGGUGCUAGUAGUUAGCGAUCGUUUUGCGUUGAUCGCUAAUAGUUGGAAAUUGCCGGGUGGUUAUGUUGAGCCAGGUGAGGAAAUCGUUGACGCAGCUAUACGUGAGGUAAAAGAGGAAACGGGCAUUGAUUGCGAGUUCCGCACUGUGAUCUCCAUACGGCAUUCCCAUAGCGGCAAUUUCGGUUGUUCGGACAUGUAUAUAGUGGUGGCAUUAAAGCCACUCAAUUUGGAUUUGUGUAAAUGCGAACGUGAAAUUGCCAAGGUGCAAUGGAUGCCAGUGGAGGAAUAUUUGCAGCAUCCGGACGUGCAUCAAACAAAUCGUCACUUUAUGCGCACCUAUUUGGACUAUAAUAAACGUAAUAUACGUUUUACAUACGAACGUGCACAGCAUCGGGUAUUGAAACGUGAAUACACUUUGUUUUAUAUGAAACCGAUUGAGGAUAAAAAGGAAAGUGACAAAGUCUAGCAGGGUAAUGGAAUGUGAUAGGGCCGUGAAUAGUGAACACAGCUACACGUAAUAACUCACGAAGUGGCCUUUGUAAUUAGACACAUGUACAUACAUACGUAAUAUAAUAAUACAAAUUUUAAAUUUUUUACGCUUUGUAAAAAAUACCGGCUAAGAUGAAUUUAACAAAUACGCUAGUAUUGAAUAAAAUGUAACUAAAUAUGGCAACAAGAA